Molecule: messenger RNA, 1381 nt
Organism: Nylanderia fulva
Lineage: Eukaryota; Metazoa; Arthropoda; Insecta; Hymenoptera; Formicidae
Source: RefSeq, a predicted model, not a curated record
UUCUGUAAGCAUAUAUCAUCAUGCAGUCGUGAGUGUAGAGUUGAAGAGAGCGGAUCUCGAAAGUUUACAUAAGUGCUGUUAUAUCUUCCAUACGACUUUUUUUCUUUCCGGUUAUUCAUCAGUCGAAAUAAACCAAUUCUGCGAUAUGACUUGGAGCACAUCUGCGUAUAUCUACCUUCUACUUUGCAUCUUUUGCUUUGCAACAUCAGUGGAAAGUAAUAGCAGGAAGAUUGAUGAUAUACGUGAUAUACGUCAUGCAGAUGAAAUUGACGCAAGUAAAAUUCUUCUGUCUUUUUAUACAUGCAAUGCUACGAAUGAGACAUCAAUUGAUUGUCUCAUACAAGAUUUAAAUUGUAUAGAAAAUGCAUAUAAGCUGAUAAAUAAAGAUAAACGUGAAAGCACUGUUUUCAUUCACGGAUAUCACCGGAACAAAGAGCCUAUUCAAAACAUUAUAUCAGCGUAUUGCUCGCGAAAUAUCUCUACCAUUGCAUUACUCGAUUGGACCCAACUGCAACCAGAACAAGUUAAUCUUAUGGUUACUAAUUGGACAUCUGCGAUCGGAAGAAUCGUCGCGUCUACUUUCGAUACGUUAAAAAAUAAGGGUUACAAUGUAGAAGCGUGGCACCUCAUCGGACAUUCUAUGGGUGCUCAUAUUGCAGGUUGUAUCGGAACAUAUACCAAUUUUUCUUGGUUACAUAUAACAGGUUUAGACCCCGCGGGUGUUGUCUUUUACACUGACAUGUACGAGGGUUGUCAAAUCAAUCCCGAUGUCGCAAACUUGACUGAUAUAUUUUACACGGAUGGCAAUGGGUACGGCACCAUCAGGGAAGUAGGCACUCUCAAUAUUUAUGCCAACACCGGAACAGCACCGCAGCCUGGCUGUUGCUCGUCAUCAAAUAUACAAUGGUGUGGCCAUUUUAAAGCGAUCGAAUGGUAUGCCGAUGCCGUGAGGAAUGAAACGAAAUAUUCGGCCAUCAAAUGCACGAAUUGUUUUAUAUUUUUGCAUUUUUACGAUUAUUGCGAGAAGAAUAAUCGCGUUUAUCUCGGACCGCAUAUAAAUGAGAAAGCAAGUGGCAAUUACUGCCUCGCAAUCAAUUAGAGAACUCUUCUCGGGAUGAAGAUAAUAUGGUUUCAUAAAUAAUUAACAGAUAAUUAACUGAAGCUUUUGCUAUCACUUCUUGCUUUAACUUAACGAAUUGUUAUCAUAAACUGUCAUAAAACAAAAUUUUCAAAUGCAAUGCAGUAAACUUCAAACAAUAUGCUGUUUAAAAAUUACUUUUCUAAUAAGAAUUUAAUUCGUUAUUCAGUGUUCUUGAUUUACAUUUAUGUAAUUAAUAGAUUAAGAAUAAAAUUUUAUCUUUCACGAUAUAUUUUUAUCGAA